This is a messenger RNA of Thermothielavioides terrestris NRRL 8126, 946 nucleotides long. RefSeq lists its product as uncharacterized. NCBI's taxonomy places the organism in Eukaryota, Fungi, Ascomycota, Sordariomycetes, Sordariales, Chaetomiaceae. The transcript has 5 exons. Bases 176 to 520 code for a protein of 114 amino acids. Gene Ontology annotation, biological process: iron-sulfur cluster assembly. Gene Ontology annotation, cellular component: mitochondrion; L-cysteine desulfurase complex. The record is from RefSeq and is a predicted model, not a curated record.
CAUUUAAAAGAGCCUAAGCGUUCUUAUUUGAUGAAGGAUUGCGAUAAGGCGUGCUAUCUCCGAUUAUGCCGACCUUCGUCCCGGAUCUUUCGUCAUACGCAGUAAACGAAAUCCCCGACGACGCCGCCUCCGACAACCACCGGGGAAACCUCGUCCGCCCCUUUCACCUCUUGCCAUGUCUGCCAUACAGACAGCAGCCAGGCCCGAAUCGGCACAGAAGGUGCUGUCGCUAUAUCGACAGCUUCUCCGCCAGGGCAACCAGUUUGCCUCCUACAACUUCAGGGAAUACGCCAAGCGCCGCACGAGGGAUGCCUUCCGGGAAAAUAAGAACGUCGAGGAUCCGCGGCGGAUACAGGAGCUGAUGCAGAAGGGGUUGAGGGAUUUGCAGAUGAUGAAGCGCCAGACGGUGAUCAGCCAGUUCUACCAGCUGGAUCGGCUCGUGGUGGAAGGCGGGAUAUCGGGCAAGGAUGAGGCCGGCCACGGCGAGACGGUUAGGCAAAAAGACACAGGCUGGGAUUGAGCUUGCACCAGGACCAAGACGAGCGCCUCCUUCUUUUCACUGCGGCUUCCGUGAUCCUUCUGCCCGUGGGAUAUUUGUGUCGCCAAUGUGUGUUUGAUUAGACUCCGGAAAUACAGCUGGUUCUGGAACUCGGCGCUAGCGGAGUUAGAAGGUGCUUCGGCGCUGCGACGAGCAGGCACGUCACGGGCUCCUUUCACGGCUGUGGCAUCGUUUUCGCAAGAUUUCCCUGCCAUGCUCGAUAUCGACCUGAUCCUGAGGUCAUUAAAUAGGACCAACUCAUCUCUAUUUUGCUGACCGCUGUACCCUUCUUAGAAUCUGUGAUAGGUGAUCUCGUGGUGGUUUCUGUUCCUGGGAAUCGAGUUAGGCGAUAUCGUUGUAAGCGGACUCAUCAAUCCACAUGCCGCCUGCUUGGCGCGCGCUCUGCCU